Messenger RNA from Meloidogyne enterolobii, 590 nucleotides. The record is from the annotation of a GenBank genome assembly. Lineage: Eukaryota; Metazoa; Nematoda; Chromadorea; Rhabditida; Meloidogynidae.
UAGCAAAAGAUUAUGAAAUGAGGAAGAUGUUUAAAAAAUAUCUGGAUGAUGGACCAAUAAAUAUUAGAGAGGCCUUCUAUGGGGGAAGAACUGGUCCCUUGAAGUUAUACCACAAGGCUGAGGAUGGACAAAAAAUUUCUUACUACGAUGUCACCUCCCUUUACCCAUUUAUCAACGUCUCAACUCGAUAUCCUGUUGGGCAUCCAGAAGUCCACGUCAUCAAUAUGGAUGUCAAUUGGACCAAACCUGAAGACAACACUUACAACACUGCUCUUUUAAAAUUAUUCGUCAUACCACCGAGAAGUAUUGACGUUCCUGUUUUACCAAUGAAAAUUGGGGAAGACGACGAUGAACGAUUACUAUUUCCCCUGUGUUCUACUUGUGCAAAAGAGUACCCUAAAGGUGAUGUCAACGAAAACUACAGCUGCCCCCACACUAAUAAACAGCGAGGGUGGGUCAGCACAUGUACGUCUAUUGAGAUAAACGAAGCCCUCAAGGAGGGGUAUGUGGUGACCAAACUAUUUAGAGUAUUGGAAUUUAAAGACUACGACGACAAACUGUUCAGACCCUACAUUAGUGAAUUUAUGACC